AUGCUUCGCGAAGAAACGGACGAGAGGGUUGAUUAUAGAGCCGCCAAAGCCGACGGCCGCGUGAUAAAUAAUCAUCGCAAGGGAUUAAAUUAUCUUCAUCUUGUUCGAAAGUAUUCGGACAACGAAAACAGAGUGCAGAAAAGGAAGGAAAUCUCUUGCGAGGCUACGGAGGACGAGGCGGAAGAUGAAGAACAGGGAAUCGACGAAGAUCGGAGCGAGGAGGAGGACACAAAAGUUCAGAAAGUAGAUACAAACCAAGAAAACGAAGUAGAAGCGAACGUAAACGAGCAGGAAACUGCGCAGAUUGGGCAGUGCGCGAUUUGUCACAUUAACAUCGACGACGCGAAUCUCGGUGGAAGGGUCGCCGACUCCGAGGGCUAUUUGCUGUGUCAACGUUGCGUACGAAACUUUUCAUUCCGAGCAGAUAUGGACCCUCAGCCUAGAAGAUCGCAUGCGAGUUUCUUCCAGGGCAGAGGCAACGAUCGCGGCGAUCGCGUACGUACGAGAACGGGCAACCCGCGUCGCGAUCAGUGGGCUUGCAACUUUAAUAGGGCUGCGCCCAUCGAGAUGACGAACGAGUUGGUGGAUUACGAGUCGGACGCCGUUUCGUACGUCGCCGAUCGCGAUCGAGGCAAUCCGCGGCGAGUGGAGCAAGCGGAAAGCCGCGGGAGGCAGUGCCUACAGCAACACAGCUAUUGCAAUCUGAUGACGACGACGGGAAAUAGCGCGUCGGAUCGAUACGCCUCCGAGAUUAAGGUCAAAAGUUCCUCAGCCGAUUGCUCCCGCAGACCCAUACACUGCCCGCUCCUGGACUGCUCGGUGAACGUCGCCUUCUCGGCGCUCACCAAUCACUUCCUCUUCGAUCAUCCCGAGGUGCCUCUCCUCUGUGUUGAGCCCGGCGCCGAGAGAACGCUUAUCAUCAGCUACGGAGCGCUGCCCUGCAACUCCAGUCGAUGUCUAGCUCUCUUACUGGUGUCCGGAAAGCUCUCAGAUUCCUCAACGAGACUGUUCGGUAGCAACCUCAAUAUAAACCCCAAGUAUCGGAAUCGAUUGCCCCUGCCGGUGUUGGCAGCGCGUUUGCACAGUAGUCGUAAUUACGCGUGUUCCGAGGAAGUGCACGCCGGCGGAGAGGGUCAAUGCGAGAAGGACAUGAUCAUCGCCUGGGUGGCGGGAUUGGACGUCGGCGAUACAGCUGACAAACUUCGAUGUAGUAUCCAGGCCGUCGACAGCAUCGAAAACGGGGGAUUUCGAUCGCUUACGUACACGGGCCCUGUGACUUCUCUGCGAGUCGCUCAAUGUCCACGUGAUGUCUUCUUGGCCGGCGACUGUAUAGUUCUCCACGAAGGAUUGAUCAGUCACAUCACUUCCGGCUGUACCAGUCUUAAUGUAAAUGUCAUUGUACACUAAACUUGUUCCGUCAACACGUAUAUAUCUUUGUCUAAGUGACUGUCUUGAAAGUGUAAGCUAAUCUAAUAUAAAUUACAAGGAACAUAUAGGAACAAUGGAUACAGUG
Molecule: messenger RNA, 1513 nt
Organism: Vollenhovia emeryi
Lineage: Eukaryota; Metazoa; Arthropoda; Insecta; Hymenoptera; Formicidae
Exons: 5
Coding region: 1-1407 (468 amino acids)
Source: RefSeq, a predicted model, not a curated record